GUCGGGUCGGGUCGGAAUGCCGGGCUCGGCCUUUUUGACGAGGCUUACGGAUGCGGUUCUGUUCUUAUCUUGCUCGUCCAGCUACCUUCCCGUCCCGGACACUAGAAGAGAACCCCCAAUCAGAAACCCUAACCCUAGAAUCCACAAUGGUUUGCAUACGCAAGGCCACAAUAGACGACCUGCUCGCUAUGCAGGCCUGCAACCUGCUCUGCCUGCCGGAGAACUACCAGAUGAAGUAUUACUUCUACCACAUCCUCUCGUGGCCGCAGCUCCUCUACGUCGCCGAGGACUACAACGGCCGCAUCGUCGGCUACGUCCUCGCCAAGAUGGAAGAGGAGAGCUCUGAGUGCCACGGGCACAUCACCUCCCUCGCCGUCCUCCGCACCCACCGCAAACUUGGGCUCGCCACCAAGCUCAUGACGGCGGCGCAGAACGCCAUGGAACAGGUGUUCGGCGCCGAAUAUGUGUCGCUCCAUGUGCGGAAGAGUAACCGUGCGGCGUUUAAUUUGUAUGCGGAGACGCUGGGGUACAAGAUUCACGAUGUGGAGGCCAAGUAUUAUGCGGACGGAGAGGACGCCUACGAUAUGCGGAAGCAGCUUAAGGGUAAGCAGAAUCAUCACCAUCAUCACCAUCACCAUCACCAUCAUCAUCAGCAUGGAGGUGGGUGUUGUUCGGGUGAGUCGAGGAAUGAUUCUUGAGGUAAAUUUAGGUUGGGGGAGUUUGACGGGUUGUGUUUCUUUCAGUGUUGUUACUGUUGUUUCUGUGCUUUUUGCUUUAUUUGUAAGGAUAAAUGACAAACUGAGAAUUGGGGAUCUUAUCAUGGGGAAUUUUUAUGUUUUGUGGCAUGCCUUGAUAGUUUGUACUGAAUUAUUUUGUUGGAUGCACUUGCGCAGUUGCAUGUGUUGGUUUUGUUUCUUGUAAA
Molecule: messenger RNA, 922 nt
Organism: Malania oleifera
Lineage: Eukaryota; Viridiplantae; Streptophyta; Magnoliopsida; Santalales; Ximeniaceae
Product: N-terminal acetyltransferase A complex catalytic subunit NAA10
Exons: 1
Coding region: 51-698 (215 amino acids)
Biological process (GO): N-terminal peptidyl-glutamic acid acetylation
Cellular component (GO): NatA complex
Molecular function (GO): protein N-terminal-serine acetyltransferase activity; protein-N-terminal-glutamate acetyltransferase activity
Source: RefSeq, a predicted model, not a curated record